CUCUCUCUAGAUCUUCUUAAAAGCUGCAGUAAGGGAGCUGGCCCAUAAGCUGGCACGCAGAUGGCAGCCCAAGGCACUUGACUAAGAAAUCGUCCUUUGCUGUGGUCAUUGCAGGAGGAGGACGAGGAUUUGAGCGGGCAUAGCACCACGACUCGUGGGACGGUCAGAGACCGCGCCGCUUUGCUCCACCUCGGCCAUCGCCCAAAGGGCACUGGCCAGCUCCACCCGCAGAGAUGGCGAGCCGCGCCGGCUUUGCUCUUUUGGCCUUGAUGGCUGUGGCUGUGCUUGCAGUUGCCGCGGAUGAGGCUGCUGAUGCCAUUGCCAAAGGUGACGCCUUUCUCACCAAGGGUGAAUUCACCUCGGCUCUGGACCAAUAUCACUUGGCAUGCAGCAAGGCCCCAGAUAACUACUUGGGCUUCUUCAAGCGUGCGACCGUUUACCUGGCGAUGGGCCGCUCGCUUCAAGCUACUAAGGAUCUGUCGGAUGUCCUCGCGUUGAAGCCCGACUUUGUCCAGGCGCGCAAGCGCCGUGCAGAGCUGUACCUGCGUUUGGGCCAGCUUGAUGAGAGCCAAGCGGACUACACUGAGCUGGGUGCCACUGAGCAUGCAACUGAUCUGGCUAAGAUUGAGAUGGUGCGCCAGCACAUGCAGGCUGGCCGUGACGCUGAGGCGGCUGGCGAGUUUGCUGCUGCCGUUCAACACUUUACAGAAGCUGCCAAGGAAGCCAACAGCGAUGGCGCGCUUCGCAUGCAUCGUGCCAACUGCCUGAUGCAACUGGGGGAAAGCGGCGAAGCCAUUGGUGAUCUCAUGCGUGCCACCAAGUUGAUCAGCGGCAACACCCGUGCUUACUUCUUGCUUUCCAAGCUGUACUACCGCAUGGGCGAACGCGCUGAUGCCUUGACCAACAUCCGCGAGUGUGUCAAGCUGGAUGAAGAGGACAAGGAGUGUUUUGGUUUUUACAAAAUGCUAAAGAAGUUCAACAAGGCUAUGGACAAGCUUGAUGCGGCGUACGAACAUAAGCGGUAUGCUGAAGUGUUGCAGCACUUACAAAAGGCGCGGGGCAUCGACACCUCCGAACCAGAAUACACGCGGCGCUUCCUGAACCUCGAAUGCGAGUGCUUUGAUAAUUUGCAAAAGCCGGACACAAUCGCCAAAUGCAAUGAGGCCAUCGCUGCAGAUCCUCAACAUGCCAUGAACCUGGUACACAAGGCCCAUGCCUUUGAGCGUAACUCAGAUUUUGAAGGCAGUGUGGACCUCCACCAAAAGGCCAAGGAACUGGAUGGCGAAAACCGUCAGAUCCAAGAGGGCUUGGAACGCGCACAGCGUUUGUUGAAAAACUCCAAGAAGCGUGACUACUACAAGAUCUUGGGCGUUCCCCGCAACGCCAACAAGCGCGCCGUGACCAAGGCCUAUCGUCAGCUUGCACAGGAGUGGCACCCUGAUAAAUUCGAAACGGAGGAAGAAAAGGCCAUCGCUGAAAAGCGCUUCAUGGACAUUGCUGCCGCCAAAGAGGUGUUGACGGACCCCGAAAAGCGCCGCAUGUUUGACAACGGUGAGGAUCCUUUGGAUGCGGAGGAGGAACGUGAGCGCGCUUCGCGCGGCCACAAUCCGUUUGGCGGUGGCUUCAACCCUUUUGGUGGUGGCCAGCGCUUCAACUUUAAGUUUCAAUAGUCACAUGCUGCGCGCCACAAGAGAAUGUGCCGUGAACGCGACAGGGAAAGGCUCCUGCGACUCUUUUCCAUCUUAUCAUCCUUUUUAAAAUCGAAUCAGACUUUU
Messenger RNA from Monosiga brevicollis MX1, 1775 nucleotides. RefSeq lists its product as uncharacterized. The record is from RefSeq and is a predicted model, not a curated record. Gene Ontology annotation, molecular function: protein-folding chaperone binding; misfolded protein binding. The transcript is spliced from 10 exons. NCBI's taxonomy places the organism in Eukaryota, Choanoflagellata, Craspedida, Salpingoecidae. Gene Ontology annotation, biological process: protein folding in endoplasmic reticulum. Gene Ontology annotation, cellular component: endoplasmic reticulum. The coding region runs from base 234 to 1670 and encodes 478 amino acids.